GCGUAGCCACGCCCAAGCCCAUAAGGAAGGCAGUGCAAAAGUCGGAGAGCGGUGAAGAUUUCUGGUCGCAGAUUGGUUCGCGGGAGACGCUCUACAUGAGCAAUCGGAAGAAAGCGCUGAGCGAGCGACAACUGGAGACGACCAACGAGGCGGGCGAAUUGUCGCCGAAAGAAGCAGCAACAGCAGCAACACUAACACCAACAACGCCCACGCUAAAGUCAGCAAUUCAAAUUGAGCUCAAGCAACCAACAACAACGCCCAAAACAACAGCAACAACGAACAAAACAACAGUAACCUCAGUCAAAUCCGAGCCAGCAACACCAACAAUAACUUCUCCGAAAUCCACGCCAGCAACACCAAAGAUGACAACAACUAUACAGACCUCCACAGCGGCAAUAUCGACUAAAUCCGAACCGGCAACGACAGCAACUGCAAUAACUUCGCCCAAAUCCACGCCAGCAACACCCAAGCUAGCAAUCACGCCAGCAACAGCUAAGAUAGCAACAACAACUGUAGCUAAAACUGAGCCAGCAACAGCUGCAAUUACUGCUAAAACCGAAACGGCAACAAUCAUAAGCUCACCCAAAUCCACGCCAGCAACACCCAAACUAACAACAACAACAACAACAGGCCAAAACAAAUCAGAGCCAGCAACACCAAUAGCAAUCUCACCAAAGAGUACACCAGCAACACCAAAGACGGCAGCUGCCACAACAGCUGAAAAACUAGCAGCAACUGUUGCAAAGCCAACAAUAACAAAGACAACAGCAACAACGCCAAAAGAACAGUCUGGCAACGCUGCAAAGACAACUGUAGUCAUGACAACCGCAUCAACAACAGCAACUGCACAAACAGCAACAGCAACAGGCAAAUCAAAACUGUUCGAAACGACGACAACAACAAUAGCGAAAACUGCGGCAGCAACAACGACGGCAGCGCCAAAAAUAAAUAACGGGCAAACAGCCAAGUCACCUGAACAACAACAGGCAACGACAACAGCAGCAACAGCAGCAGCAGCAGCGGCAGCAGCAGCAGAAACGAAAAUAAAUAAAACAACGCAUAAUAAUGAGCGACAACAACAGCAGCAGCAGCAGCAACAGCAACCACCAGACAACGCAGCAGCGACGGCAGCGGCAGCAACAGAAAAAACGGCGGCAGCAACAUUUAAACAACAAACGGAAACUAAAACGAAAUUGACGGAAAUUGUUGAGCCAAAGUCAAAGGUGCAAUCACCGAAAACGACAAAGCCAAAAACAGCGACGCCAGCAGCAACAGCAGCCAAAAAGAAAGUCACAGCAGCGGCAACAACUCCGACAGCAACAGCAUUGCCAGACAGCAAUGUGACCCCAAUCAAUGCCGAUCAAUUUAUAACGUUGGCCCCCACUAAGGCGGCCAUUGCAGCGGCCACAAAUGCGUCAUCGCCGGCAACAGCAACAGCAACUGCAACAGCAGCAGCAGCAGCAACAGCAACAGCAAGUGCAACAAUUGCAGCGACGGCAGCAGCGACAACGCCUACAACAGCAGCAAUAAUCACAACAAUAGCAACAACAGCAGCAGCAACAAGCGACAAGAUACGAACUAUUGCUGCUGCAGCGACAACAGCGACUGUUGUUGCGGCUGCUGCUGCUGCUGACAGAGACGUAGACGAAGACGACAACAGCUGCGGCGAAGGCGUCGGCAAUAAUUUAUCAAAGUUUGCAACAGUAUCGAAUUUGGCACAGUGUCUGCGAGACGUUGACGCCGAGCUAGAGGACUAUAUACCCUCGUCGGCGGAAAAUAGCGAAGAUAGCGACGACGACGACAACAGUUUUGGCGAUUCCUCCAGCGCGAACGGUUGUGCCACCAAUCUUAGUGCCAGCAUGAAGAAGAAACAGCGCAAGGAGAAGAAGAAAUUGAAACAGGCUAAAGAUGCCGCAACGCCAGCACGUUUUGAUCCGCAGAAGAAAAUCAAAAUCGAUACGACUAGCAAAUGUUAUGUGAAAGAGGAGGCGCCACGUUAUCCACUGGUUGCCACACCGCGUCCACUGUGGAAGCGUGAGAAGAUCGUCUAUUCCGAUGAGAAUACGGAUGAUGAGAGCAGCUCCGAGGGCAGCAGCGAGGCGACUGGCGGCUCCAUCGAUGACGAUAGCGAUGAUGAUGAUAGCGAUGCUUGCACCAGCAACAGCUCCAGUUCCGAGGAGUUUGACGAUGAGGCAACUGCUGCUGCUGUUGCCAGCAAACAGCCGCAUGUUGCCGCCGUCGCAACAGCAACAGCAACAGCUACAAGUCAAGUCUCCACUUUAACGGCUUGCACUUCCGGUUCGGCUUCCACCUCAGUGUCUGCGUCGAGUUCACCUUCGAUUAUACGGAUGAGCACGUGCAGCAAUGAUUCCGGCUUCGAGGGCGGCACAGCACCGUCCAGUCCCAAAAAGAUGUUGGAAACAUCAUAUACAUAUUCACAAUUCCAAAAAUCCGGACGUUUUACGGCGCCAGCAACAGUAAUACCUAGAUUUAAGAAUUAUUCGGUAGAUGAUUUUCAUUUUCUGGCUGUCCUUGGCAAAGGAAGUUUCGGCAAGGUACUGCUGGCUGAGUUACGUGAUACAACAUAUUAUUAUGCCAUCAAGUGCCUGAAGAAGGAUGUUGUGCUGGAGGACGAUGACGUCGAUUCAACGUUAAUUGAGCGCAAAGUUUUGGCCCUGGGCACAAAGCAUCCAUAUCUAUGCCAUCUGUUUUGCACAUUUCAAACAGAGAGCCAUUUGUUCUUUGUGAUGGAGUAUCUAAAUGGCGGAGAUCUCAUGUUCCAUAUACAGGAGAGCGGACGAUUUUCAGAAGAACGUGCGCGUUUCUACGGUGCCGAAAUCAUAUCCGGGCUCAAGUUCUUACACAAAAAGGGCAUUAUCUAUAGGGAUCUCAAAUUGGACAAUGUAUUGCUGGACUAUGAGGGUCAUGUGCGUAUUGCCGAUUUUGGUAUGUGCAAAUUGCAAAUAUAUUUGGAUAAGACCGCCGAUAGUUUUUGCGGCACACCCGAUUACAUGGCGCCCGAAAUCAUCAAGGGUGAAAAAUACAAUCAAAAUGUGGAUUGGUGGUCAUUUGGUGUGCUGCUCUACGAAAUGCUAAUCGGACAAUCUCCAUUUAGUGGCUGCGAUGAGGACGAACUCUUCUGGUCGAUAUGCAAUGAAAUUCCAUGGUUUCCCGUCUAUAUAUCAGCCGAGGCAACGGGCAUACUCAAGGGGCUGCUGGACAAGGAUUAUACGAAACGCAUUGGCUCGCAAUAUAGUCCAGCUGGCGAUAUAGCCGAUCAUAUAUUCUUCAGGCCCAUCGAUUGGAAACUACUGGAGAAACGUCAAAUUGAGCCGCCCUUCAAGCCACAAGUGAAACAUCCAUUGGAUACGCAAUAUUUCGAUCGAGUAUUUACCCGAGAGCGUGUUCGUCUCACGCCCAUCGAUAAGGAGAUUCUUGCAUCCAUGGAUCAGAAACAGUUCCAUGGAUUUACCUAUACAAAUCCGCACAUUACUUUGGACUAGAAUGUCGCAUGGAACUAAUGGCAAUGUGCUGGGCAUAUAGCAUAUAUAGUUAACUAUAUACUAAAACUAUACUACAUACUAUAUAUAAUCCUAAUCCAAAGAAUUACUUCAUAGAGCAACAGUAUUUGUAUAUGUAUGUAUAUAUAUUCUAUUAUUAUUAUUAUUACUAUAAUGUUUCUGUCUAAGUGUAUGAGUUGGAAAAACUCGAGAUUUAUUUAUUUAUAAGGCUUACUUAUGUGUCAAAUUGUUCAUAUUCAUAGCCAAGUAAAUCUCAGCCAAAUCUCAUACUCGAUUCUACAAAUAUAUGGAAGAGACUUUGAUUGUUGAAAGUUGAAAGUUGAAUAACUUUUGGCUGUUGCAAUUACAAAGCUAUGAAUACGUUUAUAAUGCUAGUCAGCUUAGUAAUACUCGAUAAAUCUAUAAGAUAAGCAUAUAUCUCUGUACAUAUAUUACAUAAAUACGUAAUUUUUUUUUUUUUGCAAUUUGGUACAAUUUAGUUGUACAAGCUCUAUACCAAAGUUGUAUGUACUCGAAUGUAUGUGCUACAUUAUGCUAGAAUAAAAUGGAACAAAAAUCUAAA
Molecule: messenger RNA, 4083 nt
Organism: Drosophila innubila
Lineage: Eukaryota; Metazoa; Arthropoda; Insecta; Diptera; Drosophilidae
Gene: Pkcdelta
Product: putative protein kinase C delta type homolog
Exons: 9
Coding region: 96-3503 (1135 amino acids)
Biological process (GO): peptidyl-serine phosphorylation; intracellular signal transduction
Molecular function (GO): protein serine/threonine kinase activity; ATP binding
Source: RefSeq, a predicted model, not a curated record